Molecule: messenger RNA, 1975 nt
Organism: Malus domestica (apple)
Lineage: Eukaryota; Viridiplantae; Streptophyta; Magnoliopsida; Rosales; Rosaceae
Product: plant-specific TFIIB-related protein PTF2
Source: RefSeq, a predicted model, not a curated record
UAUACAAAUUCUCAAAACAUUUUAUUAGGGUUUUAGACUCUAAAAUUCCGGGAAGAAAAAGAAAAAUAAAAAGAAAAAUAAAAACUCUCUCGGUAUAAAUUGGCUGACGAAACACUGAGAGCCUCCACCACCGCCUCAAUCGCCGACCCCAAAACAUGCCCGUCUGCAGCAAUUGCCGCGGCAAAACCUUCGUCCGCGAUGACGUCACCGAAAACCUCUCCUGCUCCACCUGCGGCAAGCUCCAAGAGUACGACAACUACGUCCACCAAUACGGCGGCGUCUCCGGCCCCACCGGCACCUUCGUCUCCGUCGGCACCACCGGCUCGGGCAACGUUUACAGCUACAAAGAGACGAAAGUUUACGAAGCCCUAAAAUUUAUCGAAUCCAUGUCGCUCCGCCUCGGCCUCUCCACCGCCGAGGCCGACGCCGUCAAAGCCAUGGCUAGGGAAGUCACGGUAGGUGAGUACGGCCAAGGUAAUUGGUUCAAUAUUUUCGUUGGUGCUUGCGCGUAUGUUGCCAUGAGAAGGGACAAUAAGUCCUUGCCGAUCGCCGAGGUCGUUUCGGUGAUCGGCGGCACGGAUGUUUAUGAAUUGGGUAGGAUGAUAAUGCGUAUAGUUAAUUUUUUGGAUUUGAAAAAACCCGAGUUUCCGGAAUUCGAUAUUGUCAAUUUGUUCGAGCGGACGCUGAGGAAUUCGUAUAGUUUCGAGGGAAUUGAAGGAGAUAAGAGGGAGAGAAUGAGAAAACAGGGGAUAUUUCUGCUAAAUUGUGCAAAGAAGUGGUUUUUGACAACCGGGCGUAGGCCGCUUCCGAUGGUGGCGGCGGUGUUGGCUCUUGUGGCGGAGUUGAAUGGUGUUGGGGUUAGGAUUGAGGACUUGGCUAAGGAGAUUCAUGCUGUUGUCCAUACUUGUAAAUUGCGGUACAGGGAGCUUUUAGAGGCGCUUGUGAAGGUUGCACAGGCCUUGCCUUGGGGGAAGGAUGUUACGGUUAAGAAUGUAAUUAAGAAUGCGCCGUUUGUCAUUCAGUAUAUGGAGAGGAAGUUGAUGUCGGAGCCGAGUGGGAAAAAGGAUUUGGUGGGCGGCAUUUGUUUGGAUUUGGGAGAUGUUAGAGAAUAUUUGAGGAAUGAUAGUGGAUACGCAAGUGAUUUCUGUUUUGAAGAUGAUUUUGAUACAGAAAUGGAUAAGUUAAAGCUUUCACAUGAGUCUCGGUACUUUGAGGUGGAAGAUGGUGGGUGCAAAUUGGGGGUUGAGGAAAUGGAUGCGCUGAAGCUUUCACAUGCUUAUCAAUGAUACUCAAAGUUUUCGGAUGAGGUUGACAAUGUUAAGUCCUCUAAGGGGUUUGAAGAAGUUCGUGGAACAAAAAAGAGGCGAGGUUUUGCGCUCCAUGCUUGUGCUGAGUGGUGGAAUGGACAGUCGGAAAUGAGCAAGAGGCUUCUGCUUAAGGAGAUAUUGGAGAAAGAUGUAGGAUUGGAUGCUAUACCUCCGUCUUUUGUUAAUGGUUGUGUAGCAGUUAAGAGGAGGAAAGAAAAGAUAAAUGCUGCCAAGCAGCGAAUUGAUAGAAUUAUGUGUCCAUCAAAUGCUCGUUCAGGUGACAGCAGCGACAUUUGCAUUUCUGAAGAGGUACAUACUAGGAAGAAGAGAAAGAGAGGACGAGGCAUUGAUUGGGAAGAUUUAAUUAUUGAAACCCUCCUCCUUCAUAAAGUAAAAGAGGAGGAAAUCGAGAAGGGGUGGUACAGUGUACUACUGGAAUUAUAUGUAUUUAACUCUGGGGUUGUGUGAGAGCUUCUGCACUUUGGAACUGAAAUGUGAGGAAUGUGCCUGCAUGCCCUUGCAACUCCAUGAUCGAAGUGACUUUUUUUUAACUGAAUUUGCUAGAUUUUGUAGAUCUUACAACUGAUACAAUCAUACGAGUUACGAAAGUUUUGUUUCCUCUUUUUGAACAGAAGAUUGGCAAUUAUAUUGAUAUACAUUUGGCCUAA